AACACAAAGAAGAAGAACUCCGUAAUAUGGCGCAAGCGCAUACGCGUCCUUGCUGUCACGUACUUCUGCUAUAGCCCCAGACACGACCUACACAACGUUGGCCCGUCAACCCUGCAAAAACAACCCGCCUGUCCAGGUACAGGAGGGCAAUUGAUCAGAGCCCAGAGCAGUGAUGUACAGAGCUGAUAUUAUGAUGGGGCAUCAGGGCGUGCACUGAGCCGCUCAUGGCUGUCAGCACCAUGGACUCUGAGUCAACCCGAACACCUCAACCCAGGGCUGGCCUGACGAAAGGAGGCUCCUCCUUGUUGCCUGCUGGGGUUCUCGGCGCCAGGUUGGGCCCUCAAGGAAAACACUAUGUCUGUGGCUCCAUGGCAGCCUUCACCAACAUUUUGGUGACCUUCCCCAUUCAGAAAGUGCUGUUCCGCCAGCAGCUGCAUGGUGUGCUGGUGACUGAGGCAGUCCAACAGCUACAGAGGGAUGGGCUGAGGAAUCUGUAUCGGGGCCUCCUCCCCCCACUGCUCCAGAAGAGCACCACAGUGGCCAUCAUGUUUGGCCUUUAUGAGGACUUCUCCCGAGUACUGCACGGCCAUGCUUGUGGCAGCGGCGUGCCGGAGCUCGUCACACGAAGCUUUGCCGCAGCGCUGGCAGGAACCGCAGAAGCCACCCUCACGCCGUUUGAGCGCGUUCAGACUCUCCUUCAGGAUCAUCGGCACCAUGAGCGCUUCAACAACACCGCACACACCUUCCGGACACUUCUGACCGAGUACGGCAUCAGAGAGUGUUACCGCGGCCUCGUACCCAUACUCCUCCGUAACGGUCCCAGCAAUGUGCUCUUCUUUGGCCUGCGGGGGCCCAUCAAGGAGCUGUUACCAGAAGCUACUAACAAAGUGGGUCACUUGGUUAAUGAUUUUGUCUGUGGAGGGGUUUUGGGAGCAGCUCUCGGCAUUAUGUUUUACCCAUUAAACGUGGUCAAGUCGCGGGCUCAGUCUCAGGUCGGUGGAGCCUUCCAGCCGUGUCGGAAGGUGCUAUUAACAGUGUGGAGGGAGAGGGGGGGCAGCGUGGCCAUGCUGUUCAGAGGAGCCCAUCUCAAUUACCACCGCUCACUGCUGUCCUGGGGAAUAAUCAACGCCACCUAUGAGCUGCUGCUGAAACUGUUAUGAAAGGAGGAAUCAACAUGAUGAAAUGGAAGAAGCAUUUAAAGCAACGUCAGUCUGAAGAGAUGGGAGGUGUGUUGAAAGAGAAAGUAAAGUCCAUGCGGUUGAUGUCUGGCUCUGUUAUUCCAGGACUGAGAGAGAAGAGAGAGAGAGAGAGGGGCCAGCUGCGAGUGUAAGAUAACCACCUGCCAAUGUUACUUUUUAAUGUUGUCCUAAUAAAAUCAAAAUGUACACUUCAGCCUUCACGUAAUUUGUGCCAGGGUCCAAAUGGUAAGCCCUUGUUUGGUCUGUGCAGGAGUGUUUUUUUUUUUUUUACAGCAUCACUUGAUUUUGUUCACUGUUUUGUAGGAAAAUCUGUUUUCUCUCUGUGUGCUGUGGAGUUUAGAAAAUUACAUCCCACCAUUUUGACAAACAAAAGCGCUUUCUUUCAAGCUAAACUGCUGCCUCUUAAACACUUUAGUGCUUUUGACCAUUCAAAUGUCCAGAGAUUAUUCGUGAACAAGAGAUUCACAGACUUUUGCCUAUUUAUUUCUCACCAGCCACCAACUGAAAGCUUAUGCUGGAAAUAUGAAAUUUUUAAUGUUUAUGAAAUUUCUCUGCCAAAAUUAGGACACAAAAUAUUAAAAUGGCGGGGAUAAAGCUGACCUAAGAUUCACCUGUUAGUCAACCAGAGAUCAGAAUCAGCCAAUUUUCUAAUGAUCAGCUCUGGUUGGUGAUCAGCAGGUUCAUCAGCAGGAUGUCUUUGAAUUUAAACAAGCUACACCCAUAUUUGUUUUUGUUUUUUUUAUUUCUUAGGAAGGAGUUAAAUUAUAUUUGGACUUUGAGUGCAGCUUAAAAGAAAUCCAGUAAUUUUGUCGUGCACCUUUGUUCCUUUAAUUAAUUUUGAACCAGUUCUGUAAUGCUGAUUAUUGGAAAAAAAAGUGCUUACUGUCAUCAUUUGAUUCUUAAACCUCUUCUGUUUUAUCCUGCUAAUAUUUUCUCCUCUCACGCAUGCUCUCCUCUCUGUCUGUAACAUCUGUUGACAUAAUGGGCUCAGAUUUCAAGCUUGAGUAGUUGCAGCCACCACAGCACAGUUCUGAGCAUGUUCGACGGCCCAAAGAGGAAAGGCACGUUGCUUGGACAUUUGAGAGGCUGAAGAUUAAUGGCGGAGAGUGAAGACUGGGACAGAGGGUAAUCUUCGGUGGCACAAAAAGCUCAAGCUGCCAUGUAAAAUGGACUGUUUGCCCUAAUUUUUAAGACCGUUUAGUUUUCCUUUAACUGCCUGCAGUGUUUAACUAAUGAUUUUUUUUCUCCUUUCAAAAGAAAGCUUUUGUAUUCCAGUUUUACUGAAGAGUUCCUCCCGCCGGUAUUAGCGUUGCUUGUAAUUGUUCUGAAAGUCAGUACAUUUCUCUAAAAGUGUACAUUCAUUCAUUGCAGCUACGUCAAAUCUUUAUCAAUAAAAGGACAAUUUGUUGCA
Molecule: messenger RNA, 2610 nt
Organism: Girardinichthys multiradiatus
Lineage: Eukaryota; Metazoa; Chordata; Actinopteri; Cyprinodontiformes; Goodeidae
Gene: slc25a51b
Product: solute carrier family 25 member 51b
Exons: 2
Coding region: 225-1160 (311 amino acids)
Source: RefSeq, a predicted model, not a curated record